AUGACGAGCACUGACCACCAGGGGGCAGACGCUCAAUGCGGGAGCUGCCCCCUGGUGGUCAGAGUGCUCCCUGCUCCGCCCCGCCCUAACCACGCCUUCCGGAUUGGUCCCCGUCCCGCCCAUCGUUCCCGCCCCGGCCACGCCUUCCGGAUUGGUCCCCGCCCCGCCCCGCCCAUCGUCCCCGCACCCGCCCUGGCCACGCCUUCCGGAUUGGUCCCCCGCCUCGGCCACGCCCCCUUGCGUCACGCGGCCCAGCUACGCCUUCCCAGCUUGUUUCCGGUUUGA
Pipistrellus nathusii (Nathusius's pipistrelle) is the source of this 285-nucleotide messenger RNA. Lineage: Eukaryota; Metazoa; Chordata; Mammalia; Chiroptera; Vespertilionidae. The record is from the annotation of a GenBank genome assembly.